GUAAAAAAUAUGAAAAUACUUUCAAAUCUUCAAAAAGCUCUAACCAGCCAAGCACAGGACAUCUCUGACAGAACCUAUGUGUACUACAUGAUCUUAGGGAUAUAAUGAUCUACCAGCUAAUUUCUUACCACGUCCUGAACUUAGUGCCUUACGCUCCUUUAAGGAUAUUCACUUGGUUCUUCUUCUUGCUUGUCUUUACAAUUAUUCUGAUAAUGAUUGAGGAAGCGAUCUCAUUCACACAGGCAUAUCACCUGGUAGUCCUAGUGGUGGUUCAAAUGCUGUUGCCAUUCGGGAUCCACAUAAAUCCAAUAUUCAUGGCUUUCUUGUAUGAAGUCUUAUUGAUACCGUUGAAAAACUACGUGUAUAAUAAUCUCGAAGAGGACUCUUUGCUACCUCUUAUCUCUAUGGGUGCGAAAGAAAGAAAAUCUAAGAAUCUAGAACUUGGAAGAGUCAUAGAACUAGCAGGCCUAGGAAUCAUGACUAUGAUAAUGAUGAGCAUCAGAGAUAGCUUUGCACCACUGUAUUUGUCUUAUAUAUCUGCUCCCUGGUGAUUCUUUCAAAGUGAAUUUCCUAUACUUUGGGUUGCCAUUUCCUUGCAUCUUUUCAACCUGAGGAAUGAUAUCCAAGGAAUACUCUCUGUGUUUAUCUGAUGCAACAUCUAUGGACUGUUGUUUGAGACUUCAAAUCUGAUUUCGAUAUUCUGGCAUGUACUAAUGUCGUGCUUGCUAGUUUUGGGACUGAAGAAAGCGAAAAUUUUAACAAUAGUUCUAUCUCUAUACGGAGGGAUGAUAUUUUUGAUAUUCUCUUUCUUCCCAAGCAUCCAAUACUCCACUACAAUGUAUGUGUUCAUGAUUAACUUUACAAUAAUUGGGGCUAUAUGAAUCACUUGGCUAAUUUAUCCACCUGAGAUCUUGAUGUAUAAGCCAUAUUACUUCCCAAGGAUAUACACGAUCGUGAUCUCUCAGUUCUUCAUAAUGGCAGUGUCCUUCUUCUAUGAGCUGACAGCUGACGAUCCUUACUCGAGGAAAGAUAUUUAUAUUCAGGGAGUCUCGUUUAUUUUUCUAUCGAUGCUGUAUUUCCUUCUACUGUUUAUAGUGGUCUAUUAUUUCUCAUACGGGUGGCUCUACAGGUCUUAUUUCGUAGACAAGAUGGCAAUCAAACUCAAGAAACAACGUAUCAGCUGCCAAGACCUCAAGGAAAUAGAACAGGCUGUAGGAAGAGAGAUUGACAUUAGUCUUAGAGAUGAAAUCGAUGAACGCAUGCAGUAUGUAGAUUGAUCUGAUUAUGACCAUCUUGAAGCACCCCAACCUUUUAUGCUAUCCAAAAUUUCUCUUGAGGAUAUUUUCUUUAGACUGUCAAUCACUUUUUCGAAAAAUCUUGGUCCUCUCGCACUUAAUUUAUAUGAUAAUUAUUACAGUGACUCGAUUUCUUCAAUGUUGAAUCCUACUGUGAUCCUGUCGAUUCUUAUACUGAACUUAAUUCUGUCCAAAUUUUCAAUUUUCUUGUAUUUCGUAACUGCUCUUCUCACAGUAAACAUGAACAACACAGGAAUAUUCAAGUUCUUCGGAAGGAUCAGUUUAAAAUUAUUCAGGUAUGAAUCACCAUACUCCAUCCUGGAAGAGAACGACAAGCCUGAGGAGAUGCCCAAGGAUGAAUACUUGAGCAAUAUAAAGCUAGAUAUGUUUUGUAAAUAUGGCCUGACCUACUUCUUGACUCUUUUUACAACCUUCUUAUAUCCGGUAUUAGGUAAAUUAUUCUUUUAUAGGCUUCUGGAGGGGUCACUAGAAGUAACUAUACACAUCUGUGAUAUUUUUAACAUUGAAAUCCAUUUUGUGAGGUAUAUUUACUAUGGAAUCAUAGAUAAUUCUGGAGAACAGAUCCUUAUGAGUGAUGUUUUACUGCUCUGUCUGAUCCUAAUACCCAUUGCUAUUGCUUUAAUAGAGUUCCUCUCAGUUCCUUCCUUGAUAAAAUGGUAUGAAUAUGAGGGAAGAGUCAUUACGUUUGGAGCGCCUUUGAUUCUACUGGUUCUCUUCAUUUACGAUAACGAAGCUAUUCUGUGAAUAGCUAUUGCAGAACUGGUUAUGAUGUUAUUUGUUCUCUGGUACAUCCUAGAGCAAGAAGAUGACAAGACUGACAGAAGGAUGACUAAGAAGUACGGAAGAAGUUGGGAAAAAGAAAAACAGGAUUAUAAAGAGAAAGCACAGAGAGAAAUGCUGAAGCAACUUGGAGGAGCCGGAUCAGCUCUUGGCAUGUUUACUAAUAGUUAA
Molecule: messenger RNA, 2267 nt
Organism: Moneuplotes crassus
Lineage: Eukaryota; Ciliophora; Spirotrichea; Euplotida; Euplotidae
Source: the annotation of a GenBank genome assembly